UUGAAUAACCCCAUAAAUAGCAAAUCUUUUAGACGUUCUUAUAGUUAAAGGCUUUUCCUCAUAAUAAUUUCAAUCACAAACAAUGUCGCUGUCGCGUCUGCGUUUGCGUUUUCUCUCUAUACUCUUACUCUUCGCUUCAAGCUUCUUGAUGAUCAAUGCUCUUCCUUGUCGUCCCGACCAGAUCCAAGCUCUAAUGCAAUUCAAGAAUGAGUUUGAAUCCAACGGUUGCAACCGCAGUUACUAUCUCGAGGGAGUCCGGUGCGAUAACAAGACUGGUGCGGUCACAAAGCUACAGCUCCCAAGUGGCUGCUUCACUGGAACUCUCAAACCAAACAGUAGCCUCUUUGGAUUUCAUCAUCUUCGUUACCUUAAUCUCUCUCACAACAACUUCACAUCAUCUUCACUUCCUUCUGAAUUCAGCAAUCUCAACAGAUUAGAGGUUUUGUCUCUUGCCUCUAAUAGCUUCGUUGGUCAAGUUCCUUCCUCAUUUAGUAACCUUAUUUUACUUACACAUUUAAACCUUUCACACAACGAGCUCAUUGGUAGUUUCCCACCUUUAAGAAAUCUCACCAAGCUCUCUUUUUUAGACCUUUCUUAUAAUCAAUUCUCAGGAACCAUACCUUCUGAUUUACUACUCACUAUGCCCUUCUUGUCUUUUCUUGAUCUGAAAAAGAAUAUUCUCACUGGCACAAUUCAAGUUCGCAACUCUUCUUCUUCUUCAUCUAGGCUAGUGUAUUUAUCCCUUGGGCAAAACCAAUUCGAAGGGCAAAUCCUUAAGCCUAUUUCAAAGCUCAUCAACCUAAACCAUCUUGACGUUUCUUCCCUAAACACAAGCUACCCUAUUGACUUAAACAUCUUCUCUCCUCUCAAAUCUUUGUUGGUGCUUUAUCUUUCUAAAAAUAGGUUAUUACCAGCCAGUCUAAAUUCUUCAGACAUCCCAUUGAGCUUAGAAAGCCUGGUUAUGGCACGAUGUAACAUUACUGAGUUCCCAAACAUCUUAAAGACUCUUCAAAACUUGCAGCAUAUAGACAUUUCCAGCAAUAGAAUCAAAGGGAAAAUCCCUGAGUGGCUCUGGAAACUUCCUCGUCUUUACCUAGUGAAUCUUGUUAACAAUUUUUUCACCGGUUUCGAAGGUUCUUCAGAAGUUCUACUUAACUCAUCAGUGCAGUUACUCGACUUUGCCUAUAACUCCAUGACAGGAGCAUUUCCUCUUCCACCACCUAACAUCAUCUACUUGUCUGCUUGGAACAAUAGUUUCACAGGGAACAUACCUCCAUCAGUUUGCAACCGAAGCUCUCUCAUUGUUCUUGAUCUAUCCUACAAUAACUUCACCGGUCCAAUUCCUAAAUGUUUGAGUAACUUAAAGAUAGUGAAUCUCAGGAAGAACAGCUUGGAAGGAAGUAUCCCUGACGAGUUCUAUAGCGGCGCUUUGACACAGACGCUUGACGUUGGCUACAAUCAGCUAACCGGGAAGCUUCCAAGAUCGCUUUUAAACUGCUCCUUUCUGAAGUUUCUAAGUGUUGAUCACAACAGAAUUGAUGACACAUUUCCUUUCUGGCUCAAGGCUCUACCCAAUCUGCAAGUCUUUACUCUCCGUUCAAACAGAUUCUUUGGCCAUCUCUCUCCACCUGAUCAAGGUCCUCUUGCGUUUCCUGAGCUGCGGAUACUUGAACUGUCGAAUAACAGCUUCACCGGAAGCUUGCCUCCAAGUUACUUUGUGAACUGGCAAGCAUCAUCAUUCAAGAUAGAUGAAGAUGGGCGUAUUUAUAUGGGAGACUACAAGCAUGCUUAUUAUGUCUAUGAAGACACCAUAGACUUGCAAUACAAAGGUCUAUUCAUGGAGCAAGGAAAGGUCCUUACUUCUUACAGCACCAUUGAUUUCUCUGGUAACAAACUUCAAGGACAGAUUCCUGAGUCCAUUGGUCUCUUGAAGGCAUUGAUUGCGCUCAACUUAUCGAACAACGCCUUCACAGGCCAGAUUCCUCUGUCUUUGGCAAAUGUUACGGAGCUCGAGUCACUAGACCUGUCAAGAAACCAACUAUCAGGGAAUAUUCCAAGAGAACUCGGGAGUCUCUCGUUUUUGGCGUACAUAAGUGUAGCUCAUAACCAGCUCAAAGGAGAAAUACCACAAGGACCACAGUUUAGUGGGCAAGCUGAAUCAUCGUUUGAAGGGAAUGCAGGUCUUUGUGGUCUCCCUCUACAAGAAAGUUGCUUUGCACCACCAACACAACAGCUUAAGGAAGAAGACGAAGAAGAGGAAGGAGUGCUAAACUGGAAAGCAGUGGUUAUAGGCUAUGGGCCUGGACUGUUGUUUGGAUUGGUUAUAGCGCACGUUAUUGCUGCAUACAAGCCAAAGUGGUUCGUCAAGAUUGUUGGUCCAGAUAAGAGCAAGGAGGUAAAUCCAGUUAGAUUGUUUUUGUCUAUGGAUUCAAGAUGUGACAGUUUUAAUAACACGAAUAACGUAGAACCAGAAAGUGAUAUGUAAAAUUAGUAUAUGGAUAUGUUGUUUACCUGAUGUAAGUAAGAAAAGGUUUUUA
Molecule: messenger RNA, 2537 nt
Organism: Eutrema salsugineum
Lineage: Eukaryota; Viridiplantae; Streptophyta; Magnoliopsida; Brassicales; Brassicaceae
Product: receptor like protein 42
Exons: 1
Coding region: 83-2485 (800 amino acids)
Molecular function (GO): protein binding
Source: RefSeq, a predicted model, not a curated record